This is a messenger RNA of Bipolaris maydis ATCC 48331, 1622 nucleotides long. Its product is annotated as Metallo-dependent phosphatase-like protein. NCBI's taxonomy places the organism in Eukaryota, Fungi, Ascomycota, Dothideomycetes, Pleosporales, Pleosporaceae. Gene Ontology annotation, molecular function: hydrolase activity. The record is from RefSeq and is a predicted model, not a curated record.
CACGACUGUGUCAGGAACUUGGGCGCAAACACUCAACUCCGUACACUCGUCAGCCAUGAACAAAAGAGAGAGCAGGGUAUUCAGUCGUGUCCACCCGUGCUUUGCGCAGUAAAAGUAAUGCUGUUACCUUAGUAGGGUACGCGAAGUGGGUUGGAUGUUGAUGCCUAGGUACGACUUCUCGAGGCUAUUGCAUCGCAACCCCGCGCCGUUCCUCGCCAGACCUCAAAUCCCCAGGUUCCAGGCUCGUCUCCACCAUGUCAACUACAAUCACGUCUUCAGCACCAGCUCACAUCAAAACUCGCUUUCUUAUCAUCUCUGAUACCCACUCUGCCACUCCCUCACAGAAUACCGCCGACAAUGACACAGCCUUUCGUCCACCGCUUCCCAAAGCCGAUGUACUUCUCCACUGCGGCGACUUGACCAUGGUUGGUCACUUACCAGAGUAUGAGGAAACCUUGAACAUGCUCGAGGGUAUCGAUGCCGUUCUGAAGCUCGUUAUUGCGGGUAACCACGAUAUUACUCUAGACGCGGACUAUUAUGGCAAAAAAGGCAGGUUUAUGCAUGGGACACAAUAUGACCAGGAAACAUCGGCUAAAGCAAGAGAGUUGUGGACUGGCGGGCGAGCCAAACAGGCAGGUGUGACUUAUCUCGACGAGGGAACACAUGUAUUUCAGUUGAAAAAUGGAGCAAAUCUGCGGAUCUAUGCAUCUCCCUAUCAGCCGGAAUUUUGCGGUUGGGCGUUUCCUUACAAUCGAGAUGAAGACCGUUACAAUCCGUCCCACGAGUGCACGCCAUAUGCCAAACCUAUCACCGAGAACCCCAUUCCUGACUUCCCCAACAUCGAUGUCAUGAUGACCCAUGGACCGCCUUUUGGUGUCUUGGACGUUACGCGAACCGGCGAGGUAGUUGGCUGCCAACAUCUCCUACGGGCUGCUAGACGCUGUAGGCCACGUUUACAUUGCUUUGGACACAUACAUGAAGGAUGGGGUGCACAGAAGGUGCUGUGGAAUAACGGCGAACUGGACGUCAAACCUGAGCAGUGCAUCCAAAGAGCUGAUACAAUACAUGUCGAUGGUGGGAAGACCGCAAACGAGAGGGCAGCGACUGUGGAUAUCAGCCAGGGAAGCAGCACUGCAGUCGAGUUUGGAAAAGAAACUUUGAUGGUUAAUGCCAGCAUCAUGAAUGUUCGGUAUGACCCACGGAACGGACCAUGGCUUGUGGAUCUGGACCUUGAGAGAGCCAGUUGAGCUCGUUCGUUUAGCCUGUUGCUCACGUGUAUGCCUUCUGGAGAUAUCAUAAAGAUCAAGCCUUUUGAUACCCUGGUUCUACACAUUGGUACAGAGAAAAGGAGCUUUUGGCUACGUUGGUUCAGGUGAUCUUUGGAUUGCAUAGCCGCUACCUGUACUAAAGUAGCUUGUAUAAAUAUACCGGAUACCUACAGGCUGAGUUCAGCGCAGAAUAGCUUGGCUACACAGGAGAGAUUGUCAAAAUUGCUUGGUGAGCAGUUUUAAAUUGUGUGACAGUCAGUUCUUUGAAUCCUAUGCGUUGUCCAUCCUAGAGUUAAAACAUGCUUAGUCUCAGCUAUAGAACUCUGUCAGUUAAUAGAUACUGUGCUUAUAUCA